CGUGCUUGUUUCCACCCGGUGCGCUUUCCGGAGCUGACACCGGCUAUACAGGCAGUUGCCACACAGAAGAUGGCGGAAUACGCGCAGCUGGUCAGGAGGGCGCUGCAGCAGGUCCGGGCACACGGGGGACUCUGGGGAUCGUUUUGGCAAAUUCUCAGAGUUAGUGAUCUUAAAACUGGCACCCUUGUUGGUGUAGACAAAUAUGGAAACAAGUAUUAUGAAGACAAGCGGAACUUUUUUGGACGUCACCGAUGGGUAGAAUAUACAAGUGAGAUGAAUGGUAAACCGACAUACUGGGAUGUGGAUGGUAGUAUGGUGCCACCUGAAUGUGCGUUCUAUGUUUCUAUACUUGGUUUGGUUGUCAUGGUGAUAACACGGGGACCCAAUAGGCACAUGUCUAUGACGUCCGUUUUCAGCGCAGCAAAGGGGCGGGUGUGCAGUCCCGCACCGAUGCCGGCAUUCACGUGGUGAUGGUCUUGUAUAAAGGCAUCGCUGGCUGCAUUGCAUGACAGAGGAGUCUCCAGCCACUCACCCUCCUACUACUCAUAAAUUCGUAUGGGAGAAUCACAAAUU
This is a messenger RNA of Pseudophryne corroboree (corroboree frog), 573 nucleotides long. RefSeq names its product NADH:ubiquinone oxidoreductase subunit A12 (gene NDUFA12). The record is from RefSeq and is a predicted model, not a curated record. Lineage: Eukaryota; Metazoa; Chordata; Amphibia; Anura; Myobatrachidae. Bases 70 to 471 code for a protein of 133 amino acids. Gene Ontology annotation, biological process: response to oxidative stress; mitochondrial respiratory chain complex I assembly. Gene Ontology annotation, cellular component: membrane. The transcript is spliced from 5 exons.